CUUUUGUGUGAAGUCGCAUUAUAUAGAAAAUCAAAACCCCAAUGAUUCAUUUCGACCUUCGUUCACAAGAAAAAAAAUUCACCUAAAAUUGCUCCUCCAUUUCUCACAAAGCUUACAACACAAUUAUUUUUCCAUUUUUAUCUGCACGAAACUGAUUGAAUUUGAGCUUCCUGAUCCCAAGGACUGUGCGACGAUGGCGGUCAGAACUGUGAAAGUGAGCAAUGUGUCACUGGGUGCUACAGAGCAGGACAUUCAGGAGUUCUUUUCAUUCUCCGGGAUAAUCGAAUAUGUCGAAAUAAAGAGUGAGAGUGAGCGGUCUCAAACGGCAUUCGUCACUUUCAAGGAACCUCAGGGAGCCGAAACUGCUGUUCUUCUUACGGGAGCCACUAUAGUUGACCAGGCAGUCAACAUUGCUCUCGAACCAGAUUAUGUGUUGCCGCAUGCAGCAUCUGUCCCAUACUAUGCAUCAGAUGACAAGAACACUGGCAGCACUGCCUCGUCAGCCGUUCAAAAAGCUGAGGAUGUGGUGAGCAGCAUGCUGGCAAAGGGCUUCAUCUUAGGAAAAGAUGCCGUAAACAAAGCCAAAGCCUUUGACGAGAAGCACCAAGUCAUAUCUACCGCCACAGCCAAAGUGGCCUCGUUGGACCAAAAGAUCGGUUUGAGUGAGAAAAUCACAAUUGGUGCUUCAAUAGUCAACGACAAAGUCAAGGAAGUUGACCAGAAGUUCCAAGUCUCUGAAAAGACGAAAUCGGCCUUUGCAGCAGCUGAGCAGACCGUGAGCACGGCUGGCUCGGCCAUUAUGAAAAACCGAUAUGUCUUGACCGGUGCUUCGUGGGUUACCGGAGCUUUUAACCGAGUUACUAAGGCUGCUGGGGAGGUUAGCCAGAGGACGAUGGAGAAAAUGGCCGAGGGCGAACAUGGAAAAUCUUCGUCCGAGGGUUAUGCUGAGAUUCAGACGUCGUCUGGAUCGCCAAAGGCAGGCACGGGUGAUAAGAAACCUCCUUCUCCAAAGGGAUUGGUUCUCUGAGUGUGUGUGUGUGUGUGUGUGUUUGUGCGCGCAUUCUUACAUGUGUUCUGUUGUGUGAGGCUGUNUUGUUUGAAGGUUUGGUGAUUGGGUCUCAAUAAGAGGUAGGAAUUUAUUUUGGGAUGUUUGGUUGAGAUUUGUGUUGUCUUGAUGUAGGAUUUUUAUUUUAU
Messenger RNA from Striga asiatica, 1194 nucleotides. NCBI's taxonomy places the organism in Eukaryota, Viridiplantae, Streptophyta, Magnoliopsida, Lamiales, Orobanchaceae. The record is from the annotation of a GenBank genome assembly.